UUGGACAGUCAAUAUUCAGAGCUACAUAUAUAUAUACACAUAUAUAUAUGUACUACUGAAGUUUAAUUCCUAGAGACCCCAAGAGAGAGUUAUAUUUAUUCGACCAUCUAAAUAUAUGGCCUCAUCAUCAUCAUCAUUAUCAUCAUCAGCACAAGGUUUGCAGUUUAGGAGUACUAUUAUUAGUACAGAUGAUGAUUCUCCAAUUUUGUUUUUCCUUAUUUUCCACAAAGCCAUUCGUAAUGGGCUGAAUGAGAUUCAUAAAUUGGCAACGGCUGGUACCCGUUCUAAUGUUGAAAUAAUUCAAGCCCUUUUGGGGCCUACCCAUUUUCUGGGAUCAAUUUUUAUGCAAUAUUUAAAAGCCAAAGAUAAGGUGAUUUUUCCAGCUGUCGGUGCACGUGUGAAGAAUUUAGAUGAAACGUCGUACUUGGUUGUUCAAAACAAGGAUGAAAAUGAUGUUCUUGCUAAAUUAUUCGAGCUUCUUAAUUCUAGAUUAACUUUAAUGGUCCAAAUCCAAAUCAAUCAUGAAGCUACGUUCCAAACAGAGUUAGCUUCCUUGACAGGUGUCUUGAAGUUAUUGGCUGUUCAGAAUAUGGCUAAAGUUGAGGAGCAGGUGUUUCCCUUGCUUAUUGAAAGUUACUCUCGUAAAGAGCAGGCCUCUUUGGUAUGGCAGUUCUUGAAUGACAUGCCCACAUAUGUGCUAGCGAAGGUACUUUCAUGGCUAUCUUCUUCUCUUUCAAUUGAUGAAUACCAACAUCUGCAAAACUCAUUAACCGGAAUUAUCCCAAAGGAAAAGCUUCUUCAACAGGCCAUUUUCAACUGGAUUAAAAGAAAAGAUUUUGAUCAUGACACCAUUUUGAAUAAUAAUACUUUAAUGGAAAAAGCAAACUGUGAAAGUGAAACUAGUUCACAUCCAGUAGAUGAUUUAUUGCUCUGGCAUAGGGCUAUCAAAAGAGAGUUGAAUGAGACAUUGGAGAAGAUCAAGAGGAUGUAUGUUUCUGGCGAUUUUUCUAAUCGAUCAGUUUUCGAUGGAAGGCUAAAGUUUAUUGCUGAAAUUUGCAUUUGUCACAGCAUUGCUAAAGAAAAAGUCUUGUAUCCAGAAAUAUAUGGUGAAACUUCAAUUUUCCAUCAGCAUAGUGAAGUAAAGAGUAAAUUUAAUGAGUUUUGUGAUUUGAUUGAAAGUGGUGGAGAAAACUCUUCUACUUCAGCUGAGUUUCUUUCAAAUCUAUGUUCUUGUGCUGAUCAGAUAACAGAAACCAUAAACAAACACUUCUACAUUGAGGAAGUACAGGUUAUUUCACUUGCUAGAGUGAACUUAAAUGUCAAAAGGCAACAAGAAAUUUUGUAUCAAAGCUUGUGUAUGAUGCCUUUGAGAUUGAUUAAACAAGUCUUGCCAUGGCUGAUUGGAGUGAUGACUGAUGAAGAAGCUCAUAACUUCUUCAAGAAUAUACAGUUGGCAGCACCAGCAUCAGAUGCUGCUCUCGUAAAACUCUUUUCUAGUUGGGGUUGCAGGGCGAGUAACCAGAGUUUAACUUCAUCUUCAAGAGCAAACAGUUUCUAUCCUACCGAGAAAUUCUUUGAUGUUAAUGGAGAAGAAACUUUUCAAUCACUCUCACCAUUUCAUAUUGCUUUGCCUACUGGAGUAGUCUCCCCUGUUUCCUCCAAAGAUAGCAACUCUUUAAGAUCUUUAAUGAUUUUGGCAGAUAGAAGUGAGGAACAACCAAUAGAUAUUCUGUUUAAAGUGCAUAAAGCCAUACGCCGAGACUUAGAAUAUUUAAGCAUUGAAUCUGCCAGAGUUAGUGAUUAUGAUGAGACUUUUCUGCAUCAGUUCAUUGGAAGAUUUUCUCUAUUUUGGGGUUUGUAUAGAGCUCAUACUGAUUCUAAGGAUAAUAUAGUAUACCCUGCAUUAGAAUCCAAGGAGGGACUCUAUAAUGUGGCUCACUCAUACAAGGUAGAUCAUAAGCAGGAUGAAAAAAAGUUGGAGCAUAUUUCAUAUCUUCUUUCUGAAAUCUCACAAAUUCAUACAAGCUUGAAGAGUGUUCGUAAUGAAAAGGACUCGAGUCUAAGUACUUUCGGAGACUAUGACAUUGAAUGCAUCAGACAGUACCACGAGCUAUGUGGUCGGCUUCAAUACAUGUGCAAGUCCUUAAGAAUGAUGAUAGAUCAACAUAUGUCAAGGGAAGAACUUGAAAUGUGGCCAUUGUUUAGAAUUCAGUUUUCUAGGGAAGAGCAGCAUCGGAUUAUUGGGUUCAUGUUAGGGACAACUAGUGGUGAAGUGCUUCAGUUACUGCUUCCAUGGGUACUUUCUGCUCUUUCACAGGAGGAACAUGAUCAAAUGAUGGAAACAUUAAAGCAUGUAACAAGAAAUACAAUGUUCAGUGAAUGGCUUAAUGAUUGCUGGAAAGACACUUCAAUAAGAACAUUCCCAAAUGGUGAAUUUCAAAGAAGCAUGGGGAUCAGUAUGUUAAAGCCUCGUAAGAAUGGCACUGGAAAGGUUUGUCUAGACUCGGAUUCUGAGAAUGUGACAAAGAAAUACCUACAGAACAGUAUGAUCAGUUACUGGAUGGGUGCUCAGCAAAGACUUCCUCAAUCAUUGAGUUGUAAAGAUUGCACAGGUGAAAACUUAAAAGGAAGAUUCCCAUCGUUUCGAGAUCCUGAGAAUAAGGUAUUUGGUUGUGAGCACUACAAAAGAAACUGCAAAAUUCGGGCUUCUUGUUGUGACAAGCUGGUUACCUGUAACUUUUGCCAUGACAGUAUAAGUAACCAUGCAAUGGACAGGAAAGAAACAUCAGAAAUGAUGUGUAUGAGAUGCUUGAUCAUUCAGCCGAUCGGGCCAAUAUGCAAGACGCCUUCAUGCAGUGGAUUUCCAAUGGCGAAGUACUAUUGCAAUAUAUGCAAACUUUUCGAUGAUGAAAGGGAAAUUUAUCAUUGCCCAUUCUGCAAUAUAUGCCGGGUUGGGAGGGGGCUCGGUGUUGGCUAUUUUCAUUGUAUGUCUUGCAACUGCUGCCUUUCAAUAAGAUUAUUGGAUCAUGAGUGCAAGGAGAAAUGCCUAGAGACCAGCUGCCCGGUCUGCGACAAGUUCUUAUUCACAUCAACUACAGCAGUCAGAGCUCUACCCUGCGGCCAUUAUAUCCAUUCAGCUUGCUUUAAGGCAUGCAAUCCAAGUCCUUAUACAUGCUUGAUCUGCAACCAAUCUUCGGGAAAUACCAUGAAAGCACCAGCAGAAUCAAAAGUUACCGUGGGUGGUGAUGGUCCUGAUUGGAAUAUGAAACCAUACAGUCAUAUUGAAAAUGGGAAUAAGGAAACCUCGCCAUGGACUGAGGCAAACUCUCAGAAGAAGGAUUUUGGAUUAGCAAGGUUUUGGACAAACAGGUUAUAUCCUCUUUUGCUAUGGUUUGUAACACCAUUUUUCAUCACGGGAAAAGCUCAAAAGAUUGGAAAAGAUUUCCAUAGUGCGGUUGAAGGGAACAAAGCAAAAGACAGAUUCUUUCUAUGUUUUGUUAUGGUUUGCUCUUUAGUGGUGUUCUGUGUCAUGAGCAGCCUCGUAGUUUUGCUUUGUCUUAAGAUUGUGGGACAAGACAAGUAUGUUUUACCAUGGUAGAUUAAUUUUCUGUUCGUAUCCCAGGAAACUGAACAUUUUCUGGUAUUCCUGUUUGUUUUUUCAAUAAAGUCUAAGAAGAGAAGAGAAUAAAUGUUAGAGAACUGCUAUAUGGAAUUUGCUUUUGAGAUUGUCACCUUAGGAGUAAGAUAAUGCAUUAGUUGUCUUUUUUUUUU
Cannabis sativa is the source of this 3771-nucleotide messenger RNA. Its product is annotated as zinc finger protein BRUTUS. Gene Ontology annotation, molecular function: ubiquitin protein ligase activity; zinc ion binding. Gene Ontology annotation, biological process: protein ubiquitination; ubiquitin-dependent protein catabolic process. The coding region runs from base 116 to 3598 and encodes 1160 amino acids. Lineage: Eukaryota; Viridiplantae; Streptophyta; Magnoliopsida; Rosales; Cannabaceae. The transcript has 14 exons. Gene Ontology annotation, cellular component: nucleus. The record is from RefSeq and is a predicted model, not a curated record.